Messenger RNA from Atta colombica, 606 nucleotides. RefSeq lists its product as uncharacterized. The record is from RefSeq and is a predicted model, not a curated record. Bases 1 to 606 code for a protein of 201 amino acids. Lineage: Eukaryota; Metazoa; Arthropoda; Insecta; Hymenoptera; Formicidae. The transcript is spliced from 5 exons.
AUGUUUGUGGGACAGAUAAAGAGCAAAUUGCAAUUACUGCUGUUGUACUGUAUCGUCGUACAAAGCUAUGCCAUACAUAAAAAUGGAUUGACAUCGACUACGUUAGAAACGACGAGCGCUGAUACUGGUAUCAUUGACCAAAAUUCCAAUGAAUCCUUCCAAUCUGAUCAAGUAAAAAAAGUUUUUUUCCCUCUAGGAACUAAAGAUAAUCCGCUAGGUCAUGUUAGCAUAUCAAGCAAUGUGUUUGUGGAGAAAGAGGGACUUUCGAAACUACCCAUUGAAUGGGAAAAUACAAGGCGAGAUCAUUCAUUUAAGAAGAUCACUGUAGACGAUAAUGAUAGCUCCAAAGAAACAUCUGAUAAGACCUCUCAGUUUCCAUUGCUCCCAAAAGACGACAGUCUGACAGAGGAAGUAAACACAAUGUUCUCGAAAAUUGGAAAUCCAGGAAUCAAAAGAAAUCAUAUAGAAUCCUAUUUUGUCUUUCAUUUAUUUGGCCAUCCAGUGAUAACAUAUCAUACAGAAUCUAAUAGACAAACUUACAUCAUCUCAGUAAUCCAGAAUGGAUAUAAAUGGAUUAAAAUUUUUAUGUGUCUUUUAAGAAUAUAA